GAGCAGAUGAGCGAAGAAUAUUUAGGCGAAAGCGAGAGGAGGGGCGGGGGGGGAGCGCGGGGCAGGAGGAGUACCUCGGCCAAGAAAAUUAUGCAUGCGUUAGGCAAGCUCUGAGAGAAUGGCUGUGGAAGCUCUCCACUGUGGUUUGAAUCCACGGGGUAUCGAUCACCCUGCCCAUGCUGAAGGAAUUAAGCUGAAAAUUGAAGGUGAAGGUGUGGAAUCUCAAUCCAUUAAAAACAAAAAUUUCCAGAAGGUGCCUGACCAAAAAGGAACCCCCAAGAGACUGCUGGGAGAAGCUGAGACAGCAAAGUCAGCCACGGUGAAGCUGUCAAAACCAGUGGCCCUGUGGACCCAGCAGGAUGUCUGCAAGUGGUUGAAGAAGCACUGUCCAAAUCAGUAUCAGAUCUACAGUGAGUCAUUCAAACAACAUGACAUAACUGGGCGAGCCCUGCUGAGACUCACAGACAAGAAGCUGGAACGCAUGGGGAUCGCCCAGGAGAGCCAGCGACAGCACAUCCUGCAGCAGGUGCUCCAACUGAAGGUGCGGGAAGAAGUCAGAAACCUGCAGUUACUCACACAAGGUAGCCUGCUGCUGCUUCCUGCCUCAGCGGAGGGUUCUCCAUAAACAUGUCAGUCUUGCAAGCUGCUGUCCUGCCAGUGGGCAUGAGCAUGGCCUGUUCCCCAGAGAAAGACUUACUCGUGGCACUGCCAGAAGAGAUCCUUGGAGCACUGACAGAGUAACUGGAUUAACUGAGAAAAUGCCUAUUCGGUCAAGAUUAUGAAGUUUGGUUGGAAAAAAAAUCUUGGUUUGCAGUGGAUUUUCAAAUGAGGUGCAUAACAUACAGUGCCAACUCGUUCCAAGUGGUCAUUGGCAGACCAUUAGCUGGAAAAUUGCUUCCAGUUUUCAUCACUGUGCAUAACUCAAGUUCCCCCCUUGGGCUCUGUCUGUGCCCUUCACUAGAAGUCCUGUUUUAGCAUGGCAACUACUGGAUUAUUUCAUUAAGUGUGCAGAUGGCAUGAUGUUUUAGAAAAAAAUACAGGAGUUCUGCAGUCUCAGUGGAAGGGUUCACAAUAUUAUACCCUGGUAGGAAUGUAAACGUGUCUUGAUUGUGUUAGUUACAAUGUCCAAAGGUGUUCUGUCCAACGCUGACGCACUUUAUAUGAGAACACUACACUGAGAUGAAAUAGCACAUUUGAUACACAUAGGAGAACAAAUGUCUUCUCUUUUCUUUAUAAAUCUUGUCUUAUUUCUGGCUCAGACUGUCCAAGACAAAGUCCACUCCUAGUAUCCUCCCACUUGUCUGUGGUUCAUCAGUGUAAAUAUGGCCACAAUACUGUUAGAUUUCACUUGCUGACACUUUACUGGAUAACCGGAUUACUUAUAGCACAAAGGGAAGUAGAAGUUAGCAAGCCUGGUGACUGAACUAUUUGAAGUCUUGGUUCAUUGCACCCAGGCACAACUUAACACAUGACAUCAUGACACUCUGUACAGCCUGCUUCUCUUUGGCCGAUGCAUACAUACUCUUCUAUAUAGGAGAUCUUCCAAACACAAAGACCACUGUGGGCAGCAGAAUGCAACCUUCCUUAGUGGUCCCAUUUCCACACUUAGGAAAACUUCCAGAAGUCAAGUUUAAAUCACAGUUCUGGAGAGAAGCAUCAGAUGACCUCCACUGUGUGCCUAGAGAAGUAAAACAUUCAGCCCACACUAGGUUUCUUCCUCAGCAUAGAACUUACUCUUCCCCUUUAAUACUACCUGGAUGUAUAUAUAACAUUUUUUAAUUCUGUCUAACAACAAAGCACAGCCCUGGGAAACCUGUCCAUUCAGUGGUUGCUUACCUGAACACUGGAGAACUGUUCAUUCAUAUUGAUUGCCCCCUUAUGAUACAUUAGCAUCUUUUCCCUGGAAAUUGAAUCUUGGCUGAAUCAAACCUCAGCAAAGUGUGUUAUGAGCACUCACUAACCUAACCUGAGACCAAUAGGCAUCAGAGACUAAUAUUUAAAAUAGAGGUAACAACUUCUGGUACCCAUCCAGCGUAAACAAGCAAGACAUUUUGCAUUGUCUCCAAACACUCAUUCUCUGUCUCCGCUUGAAGUCUCAGGAAGUGGAGAGACCCGAAUGUGAUACACACAGGAUAUCUCUCCACAGGAUGGCUCCUGUCAGAUGUGGACUAGAAAGGGACCUCCUAAUAGGAACUCAGAGAAAUGAUAGCUAACAUGAGGUCUGGACUUUUCACAGAUCACCACCAGAACCAUCAAAGCUACCACAGACCAUAAUUGUCUAAAAAGCUAAAAUUGGUAAUCCAAACCCAGGCUGCCAACGCCCCUGCUCUAUGACCCAUCCUUUUGCCUUAGUUCCAGAAGCAGGGUCUAUGCAUUCCCUCAUUCUUUCUUUUCAUUCAGCAAGCAUCUGUUGAAGGACCGCCAUGUGCCAAGAACUGUAUUGGUUGUCAACUCUAGUAUAUAAGGCACACUCCUACUGCUUCCAUUGAAUGAUUUUUUUUUUCUCUCCAACACUACUCUCUUCCCACAGUACAAACUGAAUUGAGAUAUCCACACCCACCCACCCAUCCCUCACCUUGCCAGAGAAACAAAGGAAAAUGUUCAUGACAGACAGCAGGCAGAUCCCAUUUCUGAACGAGUGAGCAGCUUGGGAACACAUACAGAACCUUGCUAGGUAGCCAGCUAAGUUGAUCGGAGCUUCCCACAGCAGCUCCCAGUUGCUAUCCUCGAUGCCCAUCCCAGUCUAUUUCCAUCCUUCCUAUAGAUACUACUGUUUAUCACUAUGCUCAAUUCUCUGAAAUGCCAAUUCUAUAACUACUCCUAAAGACCCUGAAUUGGUUUGAAUGAAUCCUAUUAACCCUGCCAGGUGCUGAGAUAUAGUCGCUAAGAAUAAACUGGUAUAGUCCAUGAUAUUCCUGCUAAAACCCUUGGAGAACUGGAUGCCCAUUCUAGGGCAGAUGUCCACUAAAUGAUCCUGGGCUAUUGUCAUUUUGGCUUUUGCAAAAUAAUCUGAAUGACUUUUUUAACAGUUGCCUCUUUUUUUUUUGAGUCAGAGGAAUACUGUAACAUUAUGGAAAGAUAAUGGUUAAAGAUGAAAAUGGGAAAAGGGAAAAUGAAGGCCCUGAAAGAGCCCAGUUUAAAAUGGUGUCUCUAAAAAAUGCCUUAAUGUCUGGCACAACUUACAUAUUUGCAUAUGAGCCCGUACUGUUUUCCAAACUGUCAACCUCUGUUUGAAACCAUUAUAGGUUUGGAAACAUGGUGGCAUGACAUUUGUGCAUGCACAAGCAAAACCAGAAAAAAACGGAGAAAUGAUUUCAUUCACAGCCUUCGGUUUCCUUGUAUGGAGACCCUCUGUGAGACGGCCCCAUGGUUACUUCCUGCUUUGUUGUGUGUGUUUGGGGUGGGGGUGGGGAGUGUGCAAUUUUAUCUUCCAGAAACCCAGGCAUAUCUGUGGUGGGUUUUUUUUUUUUGUAGGACAGGAGAUAUGGGGAGCUAAGGGGUAAAUGUUUUAAUAUCUAGUGAUUGAGGCUUUAAUUUUUCCUUUUUCUUAAACCUGGACUACCCCUUUUACUAAAAGGCUGACACUCACACUUAUGCAGGAAAGGCACUCUUGGGAAUGAACUGAAAUGAAUAAUUAUCAGAUUCUCCGGGGUGCUGAGGGGAAUAGCUUGGUUCACAUCCAAAAUCAAAUUUAAAUAUGCAGAGCACCAUGGUUCUGCUGGGGUCGAAAGCAAACCGUGCCAGUAGCUUGAGACUUGCCUAGGACAGAUAGGGACCCCAUCAACUUUCUUUAUGGGACGUGGCUCACCUUCAAAUCCCUGUGCUCGCUUCAUGACGUGUACACCCAGUAUUUCGAUUUCUACCUCCACAAUACGGGUAAAGAUGCCAGGUUCUCUCCAGAGUCAUUCUACAGCUGCCCGAACAGAGGCAUACAAUCUUCAGUACUGAGGAGAACGUGCCAUUUUUAAUGCUCAAUGGGGAGAGGGAAGAUGAAGGAUGACUGUGAAUAUAAACUAAGGAUGAGAACCUCUAAUGGAUCCACCUCACACACCCUAAAUGCUUUCUUUGUCUGUAAAUGUCACGUAAUUAGUUUUGGAUAGCAACAAUAAAAGUCUCAAGGAAGUAAAGUUUUCAAGACACCCCUAAGACAUUUUUUUAAUCCAAACCUCUCCCCCACACAUUAGCAGCUUCAUUCUUUUCAAUGUUUUCUUCCAUCUUCUUUAGAGUAAUUUUGCUACUUGACAACUAGACUUAAAGUUGCCAUAGACUUAAAAAUCAAAUCUCUGAAAGUGACAAAAAAUUCCUUUAUUCUUUAAAGGCUGUUUUUAUUCAUCCCAUCUCCUCCAACCCCCUCCAUCCCACUUUUUGCUUUAUUUUAUGUGUGUGUGAUUUUUUUUCUUUCUUCUCACCUCUUUCUUUCACAUAGUGCUAUAGGUAUAUUUCAAGUAUUCUAUAAAGAAUUCAAACAGAACCACAGAGUCCUCACCAGUUUUUUCCCCUUCCUGACUAAAAAAUGAGUCUUAAGCUUGACCUUGAUGCAGCCCAAGCAGCAGUGGGACUCCCAUUUUCAUUCCAGAAAGUCACUGGUCAGUGGUGACCAUUAGAACAAAGCCAGCGGGAUUAGAGAGGAGGGCAGGCCAGGAAACAUAUCUACUUGAGCACAGCUGAGGACUCUGUUUCAAAGAUAAGCAAGCUUCCAACUCAAUCUCCUUAGAUCUGGGUCUAAUCCUAGAGCCAGAGCAUGGUCCUGUGAACUCUGGUUUAUCAAUAGACAGAACUUCUGGGGCCUUAAAGGUAAAUGAAGGCUGAUUCAGUUAUGUUCCUCUGGUGAUGUCUGUUAGCCGGAAUACAGAAUAGACUUGGAAAGCUAUGAGUGAGGGGAAAAAAUAAAAGACAAAGUGUGCCUUUGUGAAGGUGGCUACAGGGUUAAUAUCCAUGGUGAUGCCUUCUGUCCAUCACUUCAGUUUCAGAGGCACAAUCCUGGAUGAGGAAGUAGGAAGGGACAAGAGCUGUUUCUAAACUCUAAAAUGUGUCCCAUGAAAUUUAGGUGCCAAAAUGAAAAAGAGAAAGACCAUCAGGCAUGGACCAGCACUGGUCCUCUGCUUCACAUAAAAUGACAAAGCAAUGACUUCUACGGAGUAGUGAAACCUGGUCACUCAAGGUUUUAUAAAACUGUUUCAUUUACCAUAUAAGGCUACUUAAGAACCAUGAGCACCCAAGAAUUCUCCCAUCUGAACCCCCUUUCAUAUUUAUUUCAAGCAUUAAAAGACACCAGCAAUCUAUACUGGCUGCCAUUUAAAAGUCACUGGUGACAGGGCUCUUGCUGAUUCACAAAGCCAACAGACAGAAUGAUACCAAACGUUGUUGGUCUUUUGACAUUCGUUCCGAUCACAUAACAUUUUCAAAUUUUGGAGCUAAUGGUUUGGGGGAUUUGUGUCAAUCAAUUGUUUUAUUGCUGUUUUCCAAACCCCAGAAAUUUCCAGUAGCCAUAGAAUGGAUCUUAGAACUGGGCCUUUCUGCCCAAAGUGUCUGGUAUUGGCAUAGCAGCUCUGCUGAAAUACUAAGAAAUGUAUUGAGCUGGGCAGUGGUGACACAUGCCUUUAAUCCCAGCACCAGGAGGCAGAGGCAGGUGGAUCUCUGAAUUUGAGGCCAGCCUGGUCUACAGAGCAAGUUCUGGGACAGCCAGAGCUACACAGAGAAAUUCCCUGUCUCAAAAAAACCAAAAGAAGAAGAAAGAAAGAAAUUUCACCCAACUUGGAGGUACUCACACCUAGAGUAACUAACUGAAACACUGGAGAGUGCUGGUUGCUUGCCAUCAUGUUCACAACCUUUUAGAAUUCAAUCAUUUGGAUCAAAGGAAAUAAAUAAUUGAAUCACACAGUUCUCUCCAUAUAGGCAUAGACAUAGUUAUCAAACGUAGAAUUCCAGUUUUAAGUGUUUUGAAAGAACACACAAAUCUGUUUUGUGAAGUUUCAUUCAAUCACUACCACACCAUCUUAAGUUCUACAAAAAUAUAUUAAAAUACUUCACGCUGAAACAAAAUUCUAUAGCAAGAAUUCUUAUUAUAGUAGAUCAUUAUUUCACCUGGGAAGGAGAAACUAAUUCAAUACCUUGGGCACUUUAUAGGUUAUUUCUAUCCCACCUACAAAUGGAGCAUGCUCUGCUGCCAUCUCCUGAGAAGUGACUCCAACUUCUAAAACAGCACAAAGACCAUAAAGGCCUUUUAAGUACACUAGCUAGACUCUGUGUUCAAGCAUAAAUACAAAACCAGGGCUUGGAAUUUUAGUGUUGUUACGGGUUUGAAGAUGGUUAAAUCAAAGCCAACCACAUUGGGAGCUAACCACAGACUCAGGAGGUUUGGGGCAAUUCCCUGUCUGGAUCCCAUGCAGUUAACUCAAGAUAAGCAUGUGUUUCCUCACAUAUCAGCUGCAGAAGUGAAGCAUGUGCCAGUUCUAAAAAGGCCUUUGGUGGAGCUGGAGAUAUUAUUAAUUUGGAAGCGUUAUUAAUUUGGUAGCAUGCACAAAGUCCUAAGUUGGAUCCCUAACACCACCUAAACCAGGUAGGGUGGGGCAUGCCUGUCAUGCCAGCACUGGAGAGAAAGAGGCAAGGGAAGACCAAGAGUUCAAGGUCAUCCUGGACUGCAUAGCAAUUUUGAGACUAAUCGGGACUGCAUGAGAUCCUGUCUUGAUAAAUUAAUCAAUUGAAAAGACCCCUGGUUACUGACAGAAACCUUGAAGGUCAUGUUAGUUGUUGAUGGCUAUUUAUGUUCAAAUUUUGCUAGAGCCUUGUUUUCAUCCUUGUUUGUUUAGUUUUAUGGUUUUUUGUUGUUGUUGUUGUUGUUUGUUUUUUAACAGUGCUGGGGAUUGAAUCCAGGGCCUCUGGCAUGCUAAGCCAAGAUUUCUACUCAUGAGUCACAUCCCCAGGGCCAUCUUUUUCAUGCUUAGCCCACUCCUACCUCAGAUCACCAGCCAACAGAAGUCUUAGCUUCUGGAAGGGUGAUGACCCCAUACUUGUACUUGCACUCACACUGGGCGAUGGUGGGGUUCUGCAUAGUUCACCCCCUUCUUCCGUCUCCCAGCCGAAAGCACUGUCCUAAGAAUGCCAUGCUGGAGGACACUGGGGUUUGGCUAGUAGAAGACGCUCACAUUGCAGAGAACUGAGUAAGACUGGGUCCCUUCAUGUGCAUUGUCCAUCUCAGUAGUGAUGAGAGCAGAAGCCUGUCUGUCGAAAAGCCAAGGCAGCGCAAAUGUUUUGAAACUAAUUUGACUGCAACUCUUGCGCCACUAAACCACACGACUGUAGUUCUAGUUAAUCCAACUAUUUAAUGUUAUUAGGCACUAAGUUAAAUAGCUUUACACGAAAUUUUAGAAAAGAUCAAUAUUGUAACAAAAUUACAGAUUAGCAGUAAAAAGCACCUGAGAAAAGAAAAUAUUGAUCUGUUGUAGUUUAUAUACUUACGUUAUUCUUAGGACUUUGUAAGAGAUUGGCACUUCGCUGAUAAAGGGAAAGAAACUGGUCAGAAUUCAAGAAUGGUGGUAUAAUAGCAAUUUCUGGGAGCUUUGGGCCUUAAUCUUUCUGGGAUGCUCUCUGUCCCAGACAGGGUUGUUUGAGGACUAGAAGGGGCUAAUGGGUAAAGUUGUCCCAUACCACAUAUUUAUGAAUAAUUGUCAUGGCAAACUGGGUUAUGGGCUUUGUUAAUGAUACUAUUCCUCAUUUUGGGUUUUUUUUUUCUUCAAAAACUAUUAUUACCAAGCCUCCACUCUGGGAUUAAAAGAAGAAAAGGGCCGGGCGGUGGUGGCGCACGCCUUUAAUCCCAGCACUCGGGAGGCAGAGGCAGGCGGAUCUCUGUGAGUUCGAGGCCAGCCUGGGCUACCAAGUGAGUUCCAGGAAAGGCGCAAAGCUACACAGAGAAACCCUGUCUCGAAAAACCAAAAAAAAAAAAAAAAAAAAAAAAAAAAGAAGAAAAGGAAGUAUGAGAAAGCAAUACAUGGUAUUUUACAUGUGUGCGUGUGAACACAUAUACACACAAAUGGUUGGACGCACAGACUCACACACAGACAAACACACAGAGACACACACAGAUAUACAGACAAACAUACACACACACACACACACACACACACACACACACACACACACACACACACAGGCUUUUUCUGAGAAACAGGAUAUGUUCUCCAGAGCUUUCAGUGGCAGCAUCCACUUAUCUCCACUCCCCCUCUUCAAGGUUCAGAGAACAGUGACCUACCCAGAGAUGGGUACAGGCAAAGACUCCCAACCUUCAGCCUGAACAAGGCCACAGAGCAUGUGCAGUUCCCAAGCUGGGGGCAUCAAGAAUUACAUAGGCAAGGCAGACUUCCUUGAUCAAGUGCUAUUGUAUGUUAGUAUUUGUUCUAGAAAAGAAACAAGAAAAAAAAAAUUUGAUGUAGAUUAAACAGAACAGCAAUGCGCUCUGCAGACUCUGAGGGGCGAAGGGUAUAGUUCCAUGAUGGAAUGCCUGCCUAACAUAUGUAAGGACCCAUGUUCAACCUCCAGCACUACAAAAAUGAAAAGAAGAAAAAUAACUCUCCCCCAAAAUAACAAAGUCUGAGGGAAGAAAUCAGAUAAGAAAAAAAAAAAAAAAGACUGGUUCAUUUUUUGACCAGCGUGACUAAAAAGCACAUUUCAUAACAUAGUAGUCUAUGGAGACUGUAGACAUUAUGGCUUCCUUAAGUGCACAGUGAACACAGCGGUCUUAAUUGUGUUGGUCUCCCAAGACAGGUUCAUUAAAUAGGAAUUCCCUUAUCUAUUACUCACAAUUGCUCUGCUUUUUUUCCUUCCUUUUCUUCUGUUCACUUGUUUCUUUUCUUUUCUUUUUCACUCCAGAAAGUAUUCCAGGCCCAGAGUUAGAAAAACACAUGAAGUUAUGUGGCAUAAACAAGAGUGCCUUUCCCGUUGGAAGUCCACCUUCCUGGGCUCCACGGUACCAGAUGUUUAGAAACAUUUCUCCUCUAAACACAAGAAUCAUUGUGCACCACAAUUUUGAGCCACUGACUUACGUAUCUUGAGCAGCUACCAACUUGCCGAUUCCCUUUGGGUCUCCUUUAUAUUUUCUUAGAAUAUUUCUUUCUAUUUUGGGUUUUCUUCAUGAAGACUGGGAAGGGGCAUGAUUCUUUUUAAAUUGAUAAAAAAUAAAACUGUACAGAUUUCUGCCCACUCGUAUCCGUGAGCAUGAUCUCUAUGAGGCUUGAAAACCGGCUUUAUCAUUUUGUAUAUUUGACUAUUUUGUAUUCGGCAUUAUUUGAUUCCUUAUGUGCAUGGCAAUGUAUUAAAAUGUGGGAUUUCUA
Peromyscus californicus insignis is the source of this 9326-nucleotide messenger RNA. It is a transcript of the gene Samd12, whose product is annotated as sterile alpha motif domain containing 12. The coding region runs from base 119 to 625 and encodes 168 amino acids. Gene Ontology annotation, biological process: cell surface receptor protein tyrosine kinase signaling pathway. Gene Ontology annotation, molecular function: protein binding. The record is from RefSeq and is a predicted model, not a curated record. NCBI's taxonomy places the organism in Eukaryota, Metazoa, Chordata, Mammalia, Rodentia, Cricetidae. The transcript has 5 exons. Gene Ontology annotation, cellular component: cytoplasmic side of plasma membrane.